This is a messenger RNA of Dissoconium aciculare CBS 342.82, 887 nucleotides long. RefSeq lists its product as uncharacterized. The transcript has a single exon. NCBI's taxonomy places the organism in Eukaryota, Fungi, Ascomycota, Dothideomycetes, Mycosphaerellales, Dissoconiaceae. The record is from RefSeq and is a predicted model, not a curated record. Bases 285 to 785 code for a protein of 166 amino acids.
AUCGAGAACACAACCGAGAGCAGUUCCGAGGGUACUUUGACAACGAAAGGCUCCUCUGCGCAUGGCCGCGGAUCAGAUCCGCCUGUGUUUCUUCCGUGUGUUUGCUCCACCGACGAUGAUGAGAUUCCCUUCCAUGUGAUAAACUCAACGGUCAUUUGAUCUCGCAGGGUUGAAAGCGGUGGUCUCAUACCAAUAAGCACCGUCGCUCGAAGGAUGGUGCAGUCGACGACCAUGCGGUUCCAUGUUUGACAGUCAUUGUACACUUGAGCACGGAAGCCGUAGAAAUGUCGAAUGACAUCCUGUCAUGCCAGCCAUUGCUUCCACCUUGCCUUCUCGAUCUUAAAGUCCACCGAAAACGAAUGCGACGGAUAGACAGGCGGACAGACAGACAGACAAAGGACAAAGGAAAACAGAAAAGUGGGUCAUCAGCCAUUGAGAAACACCAUCGAGGAGAAAACUCGAAGGAAAGGACCCCCGAGAAGAGCCUGACGAUGAUGAGCGAGCGAGCGAGCGCAAAGUGCCCAAUCGGGAAACUCGAGGCUAUACGACUCCAGUCUUUUUUUUUGUCCGUCGCUGCAGCCAGCUUGCCAGCUUGCCAGCCUGCCCGCCCGCCCGCCGCCAGCGCAGCCUUACGCGCGAGCGAGCAGACUUUGGACAGCGAGUCUCCAUUUUAUAUGCAACGCGCGAACCAAUCAGAAAUCCGCCGAGAACAAAGAGGCGACGGCACCCUUGUCGAGGAUCUUUUCCAGUGGUCUUUCCACCACCCUAUUGCCAUGGUACAGUAGUGAGCUGGAGGGCUCCACAUCACAGGAUGUAUCAUCCCGAGGCGCGGAAAAUUCCAAUUCGACGGCGGGUAUCGAUGGUGUGUUGAUGGCGUCUGGGCUACA